Messenger RNA from Oncorhynchus masou masou (cherry salmon), 3765 nucleotides. It is a transcript of the gene sec16b, whose product is annotated as SEC16 homolog B, endoplasmic reticulum export factor. Gene Ontology annotation, cellular component: endoplasmic reticulum exit site; ER to Golgi transport vesicle membrane. Gene Ontology annotation, biological process: COPII vesicle coat assembly; Golgi organization; autophagy. The transcript is spliced from 25 exons. The coding region runs from base 233 to 3397 and encodes 1054 amino acids. NCBI's taxonomy places the organism in Eukaryota, Metazoa, Chordata, Actinopteri, Salmoniformes, Salmonidae. The record is from RefSeq and is a predicted model, not a curated record.
GGGGUUCAACGCAACGUGGCAUGUCCAGACAUCCAAAUAAAAUGAAACAUGUAAACAUGGAAAUGGAUACAGUUAUCUUUCACAGACACAAAAUAUCGCAAAUGAUAGAUAUAGAGACAUGAUUGAAAUUAUGUGGCAGAUGAACCUUGACUGCGACUCGCUGGGUGGAAGCGCUUUGAACAGAUGUGAACUGUACUGAAGCAUUCUCCUCUCAACAUAAAGAGUGGUCAUCAUGGACCCCAGAAGUCCCCACUGGACCGAGCCAGGCCCUGGUCGUCACCCACAGAGACCCAGGGAGAGAGAGGACUACCAUAGGCCUGCUCACCCUCUCCAGGGGACUGGACCUGGGCACUACCCACCACCACCGGACCCCAGGGAGAGAGAGGACUACCAUAGGCCUGCUCACCCUCUCCAGGGGACUGGACCCCGGCACUACCCACCACCACCGGACCCCAGAGAGAGAGAGGACUACCAUAGGCCUGCUCACCCUCUCCAGGGGAUUGGACCCGGGAACUACCCACCACCACCGGACCCCAGGGAGAGAGAGGACUACCAUAGGCCUGCUCACCCUCACCAGGGGACUGGACCCGGGCACUACCCACCACCACCGGGCCCAAGGGAGAGAGAGGACUACCAUAGGCCUGCUCACCCUCACCAGGGGACUGGACCCGGGCACUACCCACCACCACCGGACCCCAGGGAGAGAGAGGACUACCAUAGGCCUGCUCACCCUCACCAGGGGACUGGACCAGGGCACUACUCACCACCACCGGACCCCAGGGAGAGGGAGAGGCAGUGGUCCCACCAGGACCCUCGCUACAGGGUCUACCUCACCAGCCCUCCCCCUUCCAGACCACCUCUAGAGUUCUCUCUCAGCUCUUACAGCACUCCCCACUCCAGAACAGCUUACGACAGACCCCAUUCCACGAUGAGUUACAUCAGACCAGAGCCACAACACUCCAGACCCCACUCAAGGCAAGCAUAUGACUACCCACCCCAGAUUCACUGGGACCAUAGUCAGGACUAUGGCUACUAUGACCAGGGCUAUUACAAAGGACAUUACCCAGAUGCAGGUCAAUGGCCUCCCCAGGAACAGUGGAGAUCUGACCAGUAUCAGGAGAGGAGAUAUGAGCAGGACCAGACUGGCAGUGGCUACCCAGAACAACAAAGGUAUGACCAGCGAAGAGCGAGCUCUCAGCAUGACUUCAGAGGCUCUGAUGAAGAUCGCUCUAAAGAGAAUGGGGAUGCUGGUAGAGAUGACUGCUCUUAUGCCGAAGGGGCUCUGGCCAUCUCCAAGGCCUCAGGCUUGUCCUCCAGUAGCUAUGAGUUGAGCCAGUACAUCAACGGUGCUGAACAGACUGACCCUGUCCCACAAACCACCUGGAGUACAGCAGACACAGAGUAUGCAGCUAUUCCCCAGAUGACUGCCCCUCUGAAAUACACUUUGCCCCAUGCUCUGGUCAGCUUUGGUCCAGCAGGACAGUUGAUCCGGGUCAGUCCUGGUCUGGCCAUGCAGGGAGACCCAGGGAAGGUGGAACUACACAGUCUGGAGAUCAUUCUGGGGGAAACACAGGAGCAGCAGGACAUGAGAGAAUUUCCUGGGCCACUGGCUAGGGAAGACCUGCACAAAGUAGAUGCCAUCUCUUUUGCCCACCAGAAGGCAGAAGCCUGCAUGAAAGAUGAAAAGCUACAAGACAGGGGCUCUGCCGCCCUCCUUUGGAAUCUACUGGUACUGCUGUGCAGACAGAAUGGACGUAUCGUUGGUUCAGACAUAGCAGAGCUGCUGAUGAGGAACUCUCAGGGCCAUGGUGGUUCAGGGGGAAGUGAAUCAGAGGCCCCUACACUCAUAGACCUGAGUGAGGGCCCCAGUCCUGAGACAGACCCCUUGGAUGGAGCAGAUCUGUUGACAGGGACAGCCACUAGUGUUGGUACGGCUGAGUCCACAGAGAAGGACAUGCAGGGAUACACCAAGCUUCUCCUGGCUGGACGGAAGAAGGAGGCCCUCGAGUCGGCCAUGAAGAGUGGACUGUGGGGCCACGCCCUGUUCCUGGCCAGCAAGAUGGACAACAGGUCCUAUACCACUGUGUUGAACAGGUUUACAGGCCAGCUAGCUCCCAACGACCCCCUACAGACCCUGUUUCAAAUACUCUCUGGAAGGAUCCCUGCUGUUUCCACGUGUUGUGGAAGUGACAAAUGGAGAGACUGGGAGCCUCACCUGGCCGUCAUGCUGUCCAAUGAGACGGGAGAUCCAAUCGGGCACCAGAAGAGCAUCAUUACCAUGGGAGACACGCUAGCCUCCAGAGGGCUGUUACAUGCUGCUCAUAUCUGCUAUCUGACAGCUUACGCUCCUUUUGGCGUCUACACAGCCAAGACCGAAAGACUGGUGCUUCUGGGCAACUGCAACAGUCUGCCAUUCAAAGAGUUUGCUCAGAAUUCUGCCAUUCAGUGCACAGAGUUAUUCGAGUACUGCCAGAGACUUGGAGAUAAAUUCUUCUGUAUCCCCCCCUUCCAGGUGUAUAAGUUCCUGUAUGCGUGUCGUCUGCUGGAUGCUGGGCUGGCAUCCCAGGCCUUCCACUACUGUGAGGUGAUAGGGAUGUCUUUACUCAGACUGCAGGAGCCCAGCAUGGUGCUGCUGGGGGAGCUUAUCAAGCUGGCAGAGCAGCUGAAGCAGUGUGAGGGAAUGGGACAGCUCAGUGACACAGCUGACGACAGGCCUGGACAGGAGCCUGACUGGCUACAGCAGCUGAGAUACAGACAGCAGGGCAUACAGAUGGGGAGCAGUGGUUUUAGUGAUGCAUACCAGUCACCAGCAGACUGGAGUCCAUUGGCCCAUGAGGAGAGCACAGUGUAUUCAGAAUCAGACACCAGUGACCUUUCUGCAAGGGGAGAUGACCAGGGACUGGAUGCUAAAUUCCUCUCCUACAAAGCAGCAGAAGAGCAACAACAACAGCACGUGCAGGCACAGCAGAUCAACACCCAGCCUCUGCUGCCAGUCAUGGCUUCUAACACUCAGCCUGCAGUGCCACUUGUGGUGGGAGGCCAGGACCACAGUUACCACUACACAGACACUGGCCAGCUUCCGCCUCAGCCUCAGCCUUCACCUCAGCAUCCUACACUGGACUGUCCUGCUUCAGCAGGGGAAGGGGCUGAUCCUUCUGCUGGCCCAGGCAUGAGCAUCAAGUCAGGGUGGUUUAGCGGCUGGUUCAAACACAAACCCAAAGAGGAGCAAAGUGAGGCGUCUCAGGAUGCAGACUCAGCUGACCCAGUUCCCACUAUGGAGACGCCUCCCACUUCCCUAUUUUCUUUCCCUCCCACUACCAACAUCCCUGCAGCCAAUUUUCCUACCCAGCCUGCAUCUACUGGUAUCAACGCCUUUUCUCGGAAAGCGGAUUUUUAAUUCCCCACUCCAGAGCAAUGGUGGAUGUUUUUGUGGGAUAUUUGUAGUGCUCCCGGUAUAUUGUUUCCUGUCGGGCUGCUCUUGAACCAGACAUAUUCAUGCUGAAUGACAACUGUAUGCUUGUCUAGGCUAACAUGAAGUGAGGAAUUUUGACUGUUGCUUCUUUUGUAAUGAAAUACCCAACAUGCUCUGGCAUAUAGUGAUAGUGCUUCCAUUGAUAGUGUUAGUGCCUCGAGUGUUAGUGCCAUUGAGUGAUAGAGAACACCAUUGAGUGAUUGUCUGAACUUUGGUCUGCUGUGGAAUCCUUUCAGUAGUCUUUAAACAACAGAAUGAGUACAACAGAGAAAUACAAAUGGUUUAUAACAAUG